AUGAUUGGCAUCUUUAGUGUUUUCAUGUGGUAUUUCCUAUUGAUUUUGUAUAUAGGACAAAUUAAAGGAGUCUUUGGGACGUAUGAACCAUUAACUUACAAAACAGGAUGUGCUUUAUGGGGAAUUUUU
Galeopterus variegatus (Sunda flying lemur) is the source of this 129-nucleotide messenger RNA. RefSeq names its product membrane-spanning 4-domains subfamily A member 13-like. The transcript has a single exon. The annotation marks the transcript as partial. NCBI's taxonomy places the organism in Eukaryota, Metazoa, Chordata, Mammalia, Dermoptera, Cynocephalidae. The record is from RefSeq and is a predicted model, not a curated record.